Sclerotinia sclerotiorum 1980 UF-70 is the source of this 4140-nucleotide messenger RNA. RefSeq lists its product as hypothetical. The coding region runs from base 1 to 4140 and encodes 1379 amino acids. NCBI's taxonomy places the organism in Eukaryota, Fungi, Ascomycota, Leotiomycetes, Helotiales, Sclerotiniaceae. Gene Ontology annotation, molecular function: ATP binding; protein serine/threonine kinase activity. The record is from RefSeq and is a predicted model, not a curated record. The transcript has 13 exons. Gene Ontology annotation, biological process: protein phosphorylation. Gene Ontology annotation, cellular component: cytoplasm.
AUGGUCUCUUAUCCGCCCUCCUCAGCCGACCGGCAAAGCAGUUCAAGAUCGGCCGGUGCGAAUGGGAGCGCGAAGUCAGAAAGGACUCCAGGGACACCGCGAAGAGAAAGAAAGGAAAAGGCUGUGCAAGAUCCGGGCCUUAAAGACUACCGUUUAGGAGAAUGUCUCGGGAAGGGAGCUUUUGGUUCGGUCUACAAGGCGUUCAAUUGGGGUACAGGGGAAGCUGUGGCUGUGAAGCAAAUCAAGCUGGGAGACCUUCCGAAGAGCGAAUUGCGGAUGAUUGAGCAUGACAAUAUUGUCAAGUAUCUUGGUUUCGUUAAGUCUUCUGACUGCUUGAACAUAAUUCUGGAGUAUUGUGAAAACGGUUCAUUACACUCGAUAUGCAAAAGCUAUGGGAAAUUUCCCGAAAACCUGGUUGGCGUUUACAUGGGACAAAUUCUUCUAGGUCUACAAUAUCUUCACGAUCAGGGUGUUAUUCAUAGGGACAUAAAGGGCGCGAAUAUUCUUACAACUAAAGAUGGGAAGGUCAAGCUUGCGGAUUUUGGUGUGUCUACCAGCACUCUUGCUGGAGCAGAUAAAGAAGCACAGGUCGUUGGGACGCCUUACUGGAUGGCCCCGGAAAUCAUACAACUUUCUGGCGCAACUCCUGCGUCUGAUAUUUGGAGUUUGGGUUGCACAGUAAUAGAACUGCUUGAGGGUAAGCCACCGUAUCACAAAUUGGCUCCCAUGCCUGCCUUGUUUGCUAUUGUCAAUGAUGACCACCCUCCUUUGCCCGAAGGAGUAUCACCAGCAGCAAGAGAUUUUCUCAUUCAGUGUUUUCAAAAAGACCCAAACCUAAGAGUUUCUGCUCGGAAAUUGUUGAAACAUGCUUGGAUUGUGGGCUCACGGAGGACUGAUGCUCCUGUUGCAAAGCCCCCCACAAACUUCAAUGAAGCAGUAGAAGAGGUAAAGCAGUGGAAUGAAGCCCUGAAAUCACCCGCAGCUGCCGGAUCAUUUCGUACUUCUACAAGGUCGCAGCAGCUUGGCAGUCCUUUACCAGCUCGUCGAGACCCUCCUCUAAGAAGUAUUCACAAUGACUCGCAAAGCAAUAUCGUCACACCUCCCAAGGGCCGUCUAUCUAUGUCGAAACCGAAAAGUUUGGCAAGUUCUUUUAGGUCUCCAGAAACUGCAGCGGAUGAUAAUUGGGAUGAUGAUUUCGCCUCUUCUAUUACUCCAAGCGCGCUUCAACUUCCGCACCUGAAACCUCAUGACAAUUUUGGGGGUCUACUUUCCGCCGACCGCCUCAAGUCUUUCGCAUCGUUUGAGUUUGCAAAUGAUGAAGCUGACAAUUGGGAUAAUAAUUUUGAGGGUGAUCUCGUAACGAUCAAGGGUCCAAAUACCCAUGUCGAGACGGAUGGCCAUGAAUUAGAGACUAUUCGACCUUAUAGAAUCAAAGCUCCCUCGGAAAUCGACUUUGAAGAAGAUAUCUCUCCUAGAAGUUAUUCGAGAAAGCCGUCUAUACCUCCUCCCCGACCGAAGUCUCCAGUGAAGGCUCGGGCGGAAGGGAAAUUUGCCUUACCUUUAAGGCCAGCGAUAAUGUAUCGCGAGAAUACCGUGGAGGAUUAUUCAGACUUGUUCGUUGACAAUGAUAGUAUUUUUGAUAAAAGAUUGGAUAUAAUUAAAGAUGAUGCCCUUUCUCCGAAACUAUUCCACCCGUCUGACCUGACAAGCAUUCCGCGCUCUGCACAAUCUCCUACUACAAAUGGAGGUAGCAGUUUGCGACGAAAAACCACGCCGAAUUCUCAUGAAAGCUCUAUGCAUCGGACUAACUCAUCGGUUGAGAUACAAAAGUAUGCGGAGAAUGAGGAUGACGAAGAUUUUUCAGAUAUCUUUGAUCCAAGAGGGGCUGUAGUUCCGAGGAUUGAGAGUGAUAAGGGCUCGGAAGAAGCAUUAAUGAUUAACUCAAAGCUCUCGAACAAUUCCUGGCUUGGUGAUGAAGAUGAUGAAGAUGACCCUUUUGCCUCGCUGGAGCAAGGUUUUGAUGAGAUGGAUUUGCAAGCCAACAUUGCCAGAGACAAACAUGCUCGGCUGUGCGCGUCGGUCGAAGGAUUAGUGAGCUCAUUGAAAGCAACACAAGCUGAGGAUGUCUUAUCUGAAUUAUCGGAACAACUGCUUGAUGUUUUAUAUGAGUCUGAAGAUGCAAAGGGCUUGAUCAUCAGUGCUCAUGGAAUGCUUCCAAUUCUGGAGAUACUGGAACCCUGUAACUUGAAAAGUCGUCAAAGUAUGAUAUUGAGAUUACUAAAGGUUGUGAACGCCAUCAUUUCGAACGAUGUCGAGAUACAAGAAAAUUUAUGCUUCGUUGGAGGAAUUCCCAUUAUUACAAAGUUUGCUGUUAGGCAAUACUCAAAUGAGAUACGUCUUGAGGCAGCUGCUUUUGUAAGACAAAUGUACCAGACCUCUACAUUGACACUUCAAAUGUUUGUUAGCGCUGGUGGAUUGAAUGUUCUUGUCGAGUUUCUCGAUGAAGAUUAUGAUGAUGCUAGAGAUUUGGUUCUCAUUGGUGUCAAUGGUAUUUGGAAUGUAUUUGAGCUUCAGGGACCAACUCCAAAGAACGACUUUUGUCGUAUCUUCUCAAGAAGCAAGAUUUUAUCUCCACUAGCACUCGUUCUAGAUCGUGUGCUAGAUGAAGAAGAUGAACUUUCUGAAUUGAUUGAGGGUCGCAUUGUCAACAUAUUCUAUCUUUUUUCGCAAGCAGAAAACUACGUCAAAGAGGUCGUGGCUGACCAUGUAGUACUCAAGCGAGUUCUCAAAGAUCUGAGACGUAUGACACCAGUGCAUCAGAUAACUAUGCUCAAGUUCAUCAAGAAUUUAUCCAUGCUGUCAACAACCCUCGAAUCAUUACAUGCCGCAAACGCCAUUGAACUUUUAAUUGAUCUACUGAGCUCAAGUAUGAAGCGUACGCCUGAUCAUUUCCGCGAAAUCUCUAACCAAGUUUUGAAUACUAUGUACAACUUAUGUCGACUCAGUAAAGAGCGGCAGGAAGACGCAGCUUUCAAUGGCAUAAUACCAUUACUUCAACGAAUUAUGAAAACGAAACGGCCCCCGAAAGAGUUUGCCCUUCCUAUUUUAUGUGAUAUGGCUCAUUCUGGCAAGGUCGGACGUAAAUAUCUUUGGCAGAAUAAAGGAUUACAGUUUUAUGUUUCAUUACUGGAAGACCAAUAUUGGCAGGUGACCGCUUUGGACGCUAUAUUCAUUUGGCUCCAAGAAGAGACUGCCAGGGUUGAAAAAGCUUUGCUGGAGGGUAGUUUUACUGCCAUGAUAGUACAAUGUUUUGCUGCACCCAAGGCGAAUGCUUUUGAUUACAACUUACUGGAGCCUUUACAAAAGCUCCUACGAUUAAGUUCGCCUAUUGCCGGUUCUCUUGCUCGAACUGAUCUUUUCACUGGUAUCUUACAAAAGCUUACUCACAAGAAGGCUGUUGUACGACUGAAUUUGCUACGUAUCGUUCGCAGUAUAUGCGAUGCUAGUGGGGAUGAAGCAGAAAGCAUUAGGCAUCAUGCAUUAUUCGAAGUAAUUCAGCAUCUUGCCGAAAACGACAGCGCUGUACGCUCGGGUAUCUCGUCAGCGACGUCUAUUAGCAAUGAAUCGGGAGCCAAUGAGAGAGUCGACGAGAGAGAGAGAGCCAAUGAGGGAGCCAAUGAGAGAGUCAACGAGAGAGCCAAUAAGAGAGCCGAUAAGAGAUUUGACGAGAGUCCCAACGAGAGAGUCGAGAGAGUCGACAAGGGAGUUGACGAGAGAGUCGAGAGAGUCGAUGAGAGAGUCGACAAGGGAGUUGACGAGAGAGUCGAGAGAGUCGAUGAGAGAGUCGACAAGAGAGCCAACGAGAGAUUUGACGAGAGUGCCAACGAGAGAGUCGAUGAAAGAGCCAAUGAAAGAGUCAACGAGAGAUCCAAUGAGAGAGUCAACGAGAGAGCCAAUGAAAGAGUCAACGAGAGAUCCAAUGAGAGAGUCAACGAGAGAGCCAAUGAAAGAGUCAACGAGAGUGCCAACGAGAGAAUCGAGAGAGUCGUUGAAAGAGUCGACGAGAGAGUUGACAAGGGAGCCCAUAAGAGAGCCUAUAAGACCUACGACUUCAAAUGCAGCCGCCGUGCCAGAACAUAA